Molecule: messenger RNA, 2456 nt
Organism: Drosophila simulans
Lineage: Eukaryota; Metazoa; Arthropoda; Insecta; Diptera; Drosophilidae
Gene: vlc
Exons: 5
Coding region: 230-2053 (607 amino acids)
Biological process (GO): signaling
Cellular component (GO): glutamatergic synapse; postsynaptic specialization
Molecular function (GO): molecular adaptor activity
Source: RefSeq, a predicted model, not a curated record
UACUCUUUAAUCUUAAAAUGCGAAGCAGUCGGCGUAGUGGCGUUUUUUAAUGUCCAGGUCAUGGCAACACAACCGCUAUUCACCGAUCAGUCUUUAUUGGUUUUCAGAAAUUAGUAAAUUGGUUUAUUGAAGACUUCACUUGGCACGUAUUCGCUGGAUUUCCUUACGCUCAAGCUGCUCAGUCUUCACGUUGUGUUAUGCGACCAAAAUAGAUCGAAGCUCAGUUUUCAUGGAUCGCAGUCUGGACUCUAUUGGCAGCUGUUCACUGGAUGUAGACGCCGACUCCUCCGAUAUAUCAGAUACCAGUGGGAGCCUGAACUUCCCAACGCCGCUGUCAGUAAGGGACAUAACACGCGAAUUCACUGCCAACCUUCGGGAGCGCUGUGUUCCUAGCUUGCCUGCCCAGCCUCAGCACAAAACCCCUGCCUACGUCGAAUCCAGGUCGACUGAGCUGGAGCACAUGGUGCUGUCACCUGCAAUUGUGGAGUGCGACCAAGAGCCGAGCUCCAAUGAUUUCGACGAGACUUCUGCAGGAAAUUCACAGGAAGCUCCCGAAAAGAAGCCCAGCUAUUUAAACCUGGCUUGCUGCGUCAACGGUUAUUCCAACCUUACCACCUACGACUCCAAGAUUCGGCAGGACAUAAACAAGUCACGCGAGGUUUCCCCGAUUCGUCCCUCCACCAGCAGUCUACAGUACUGCAAACGCAACCACUUUCUAGCGACUCCAACUCUGCACAGCAUGCCUUCUCCGGCCACCAAGUGCAAACCCAUCGAGCCUAACAACAACAGCAACGACAGUAGCGGGAAUUUCAAUUCGGGUUCUGGUCACAGCAAUGGAAAUGGCAGUUUCAUCAAGCAACGGGUGGAGCGACUUUACGGGCCGGGUGCAUUAGCACAGGGUUUCUACAGCCCCAAAAAGCACGGUCAGUCACCAUCGAAUGCUGCAGGGCGAUCGGAAAGGGGUCAUGUGGAGAUCGACUCUCUACAAGGCUCCGAACUGGCUCGGAAAUUCAAGCAGCUCUCCCCCAGUAAAGACUACGGAGAGUUCCGAAAAAAACUGCAAAAGAAAUGCUCUCAGAGUACAACGGCGAGGAUAGACGAGUCGUUGCAUUCUCCAGGGCUAAAUGGAGAUCUGGACCUGCCCGUUUUUAGGCACCUCAGUCAAGAGUUCCGCGCCCAGUUGCCUACUGUGUCACCAAAAAGGAGUGCUCCUCGAUCUUGCAUGGCUCCUGACGUACUGCUUGUAGAUAACGAGUCAAGUCCAGACCAUGGUCCCACGGACGAAGUAGACCACGAAUCCACAAAAAUGGCCAAACUAGCCUCAGAGGAAUACAUCAGCACUUCCAAUAUUUCUGUUGAAGCUGUUGUUAAGGACGGAAAUUUCUUUCUGAAAAUACUAAAAGAGGAACAAGCCCGUCUGUUGGUGCUAGCCGCUCUUGCUGAAAAAUAUGCAGACGCCUUGUCGACUAAUCCAGAUAUCUCCGAAGAUACCUUUGGGCUACUGCGAUCAGCGUCGGGUAAGGCCCGUCUCUUGGUAUCGCAGAAAAUGAAACAAUUCGAGGGUCUUUGCCACAAUAAUCUCAAUCGCUCACCAGAGGAUAAGUUUCCAACAACUCUGGAUGACUUACAAGGAUUCUGGGAUAUGGUUUAUUUGCAAGUGGAGCACGUGGAUUCUAUUUUUGCUGAUAUAGAGCAACUCAAAAGUAACGACUGGAAGGCAAAAGCACAGUCCGUGGCUGACCAACCCGAUUUGGGCACCAUACCAACUAAGAGUAAGGCAACAAAGUCGUCAAAAGUCGGUGUUUCGCAAGUGAAAACAGCCGGAAAGGCAUCCAGCGUUCGUGUGAAUGGCUCGGCACCUCCCCCACCUAACUCGGCAGCAGCUUUAAAGAGGGAGGCCCAGAGAAAACUGCUUCUGGAGAUGAAACGUCAGCGUCGCGAGGCUAUGACCGCAGCGGCCAAAUUGAAUCCCAUAGAUGGUGAUGGCGCCUCCGACGUACCGGAAAUAAUUGGCGAUAGUUGUGCUAAUCCUAGCGUUAGCAACGGAAGUUAAAUAAUGCUCACUGCGAAUAGCACUCAUGCUUUCUAUUUAUACAUAUAUUUUUAACUAACACACGUGUACCCCACAAAGGCAUGCUUAAAUUUAUAGAUAUUUCUAGUUGAAUUAAUCAUUUACUAGUCCCAACUAAAAUUAUUGUGUUGGAGCUCCUUACUGAAAUCUGUCACAAGGCGUCAAACAUCUAGGAGAUAACGAAGUAUUGUCAACAAUCGCGACUUACCUAAAGUUGUUCAUAAAUAUUGCCUUAUCCGCGAAAGAUUUCGCUAAUUAAUCAAUUUGCUGUGCACAUUAUGUAAUUGAAAAUUAAAAUUACUUGAUUACAUAUAAAAAAGACAUUUAUUCACGUUUAACAUUAUUUAAGUAUAUUAAAAACCAACAAAAUCUUUGUAUAACAUAA